AUAUAUAUAUAUAAGGAGAACGUCUAAACAAUCUUACUCGUGGGUGGUAAAAGUGCAAUCCAAUUCCCGUUGGGAAUACACUUAAAAUGGUUGCGUGUGCUGGUGUUGCGCAUGACGAUAUAUAAUAUCAAGAUUGACUGACAAUGGAAAAUGUGAAAGACAAGGUAAAAAAUGAGAAGUAUAGGAACUGGGUGAAGAGUACGCUGGGUAUUGAACAGACGGGCAGAGCUUUAUAUGAAUAUGUGGAAAAUAAAUUUUCUGAUUAUACUCAUAGUAAAUCAACACUAGCCGGUGUUUCUUUCCUGGACCAUACAGAGCUCUUUCAUAUCCGAAAUGGAGGUUGUUUUCUUUCAAACCUGAGUAAUAACGUUAAACAACUGAAAUCCCCAAAUGGAAAGGGUACUAGUAAAUCGAAAUGGCAAUGGACUGGUAGUUGCCAAACAUGUAAAACAUCAUUUGAGAAGAUCUUAUUACUGUACGAAAACCCAUGUCGCAAAGAUAUUUGCUGGGAGAAUAGCCAUAAAUCAGUACAUUCCAUUACACUCGAGUGGGCUAUUGCAAAGAUGUUUAUGCCUCCAGGAAAUGGCAGUAAAAAUACCGGACCAAAAACAACAGAGCCACUAGCUUUAUUCCAACUGAUACGGGCUUGCAAACUUUUCAAGAUAGACUCCGUCGGUCAGUUAGAAAAGUUGACAGAAGCGAGAAAUAAUCUGUUUCACUCAUCAGAUAAUCAUGUUGACGAGAAAGAUAUGAAGGAUUAUUUCCAGUACAUGGAUGAGCUCCUAAAGAACGUAACAGAAGACAAGGAUGUUGAUCAGGGAACCAGAGACAGAGUUGCUAAAUGCAAUGAAAAGAUAGAGAAGCUGAAACACAGCGAAAUGACGAUGGCUCUAUUUGAUGAUGCUCUCAAACUCAAACGCAAAGCCAUUUUUGAUGACUUUGAAAAGAGUUUGUCAGAGAACGACCCAGAUGCUUUGAAAGAGUUAUUGGAAUUAGCAGUAAAAACAGUAGCAGAAAUUCAGGAGUUAAAAAAGUAUGCUGAUGAAGUGAAAAAUAUAGAUUCAUACAAAAAGGAAAUUGACGAACUUAGGUUAGAAAUUUCAAAAGGUGAUGCUUAUUGUUCGGUACUAAUAAUCAUUCUUACAAUUAUUGUGGCCUCUUUAUUCAGAAUUUAUUUUUCAUAAAAAAAAAACGAAGCUUAUACUAAAUUUGGUUUAAUCGUACCUUAUUUCGUUUUGAACAUACAUACAAACAUACAUACAUAAAAUCUCGAAUUUCAAAUUUGAUUUUAGCUAUCACAUUUGUUUCCAGUCUAUGUUUUCAUAGAAUUUCUUACAGAUUUGACAAACCCUUUAAGUGACAUGUAGGAAUGGUACAAAGUAGUCCUGUCAUUCGUUUCAGUAUUGUUACUACUUCUAGUCCUUUGAGAUCAUGGAAUGUUAAUGUGUAAUAAUUAAGAUUUCUCUGGGAUGUUUCACAUUCCAUUUAUCCAAUCAAACUGGAAGUCUAUAUGUUCUAUGUUUCAAAAAGAUAUUCUAACUUCAUUAUAGUUGCAUUAAUUGCAUACAAUAUAUCUAAAAAAGA
Mercenaria mercenaria is the source of this 1584-nucleotide messenger RNA. RefSeq lists its product as uncharacterized. NCBI's taxonomy places the organism in Eukaryota, Metazoa, Mollusca, Bivalvia, Venerida, Veneridae. The record is from RefSeq and is a predicted model, not a curated record. The transcript is spliced from 4 exons. Bases 144 to 1184 code for a protein of 346 amino acids.